This is a messenger RNA of Caenorhabditis sp. 36 PRJEB53466, 3223 nucleotides long. Lineage: Eukaryota; Metazoa; Nematoda; Chromadorea; Rhabditida; Rhabditidae. The record is from the annotation of a GenBank genome assembly.
AUGAUUCUGAUGCUCGAAAAACCGACCGAUGACUCAGUCGAAGUGGCGAUCGCAUUUCUGAAAGAAUGCGGAGCCAAGCUUCAAGAGAUUGCUCCGGCUGCUCUCAACAGUGUAUUCGACCGUCUCCGUGCCAUUUUGAUGGAAACCGAACGGUCAGCAAACGCAUUGGAUCGCCGUAUUCAGCUUAUGAUUGAAACUGCGAUGCAAAUUCUAAAGGAUAAGUUCGCGGUAAGUGUUCAUUCAAAUAGUUUAUCAACAUUAGAUUCCUAAUCAGUAACAUCUCGCAAGCUUCUUUUUAAAUAACUCAAGAAUUUGGAUAACUUUUGAUGUUCCCUCUCCGAUAACUGAAACUCUACGAUUUCCUCCGGCUUCUGCGUCGUUCCAUCGAGCUCUUUUGUUGUCCGUCUUCGUUCCGGCGACAGAAGUACAGUGAGCUCUUCAAUCGAUUCAGUCACUGCACACACGAAUCGGCGAAUCUUCUUGUAAUUCGUGUCCGUAGCAAUCAGUGAGACCUGUAAGAUCAACUCACUUUUUCAAUUUUUCAAUCUUCUACUUUUCGGUUCGAUGACGAUGAAGCAGCCAGUUCUAGUAAUUUAUUUUCAAAAAAUCCUUUCGUUACUGUAGGAUGACGGCGUCCAUGUGAUACAGCCGAUGAAACAAUUAAGAGAAAAUAAAUUGCAAAAUAAAUUGCAAAUAAAUUGCAGGCGUAUCCGGCGGUCAUCGACGAUUUGGAUCUGAUUGAGGAAGAGGAUCAAAUCAUCCACACGCUCAAUUUGGAGGACGAUGUCGAUCCAGAGAAUGGCCUCAGUGAGGAAGAGAAUGGAAAAAACGGUAUAAAGAGUAUAUUUUUCAGAUGUAUUCAAAUUGGAUCUAGAAUUCGAGAAGAAUGAGACUGUCUACGAUGAAAUUCGCAAAGAAAUCAUCGGAGAUGCUGACAUUUCGAGCGGCGAAGAGGAGGAAUCUGGAGAAGAGAAAGAAAGCAGCGAUACGGAGGAAGCUCCCAAAAGAACUAUUGAAAUAAUCGACAGUACUGAUCAGAAUCUGACUGCUUUCAGAAGGUAACAAAUGCUCAUCUAACCCAGAAAUGAAUCGGUAAUUACAGAGAAGUCUACUUGACUCUUCAAUCUUCGUUGGAUUAUCAAGAAGCCGCUCACAAGCUGCUAAAAUUGAAGAUUCCGGAGAACCUCGAGGUUUGUGACGCCCUAGAGACACCAGCUCACUCUUCCUAAUUUCAGAAUGAACUGUGCUCAAUGCUCGUCGAUUGCUGCGCUCAGCAGCGUACUUAUGAGCGUUUCUGCGGAAUGCUCAUCGAACGUUUCUGUCGCCUUCGUCUGGAAUAUCAGCAAAUGCUCGAGCAACUCUGCCGCGACACCUACUCCACAGUUCAUCGCAUUGACAUCACCAAACUGAGAAACUUGGCGCGUCUCACAGCCCACCUUCUCUCCGCUAGGGUUGGCAAUGGGGCGAGAAGAGGCGCCCCCUCGCCCCGCGGGUGAGGCGAGGGGGCGCCUCCUCGCCCCGGGGGUGAGGCGAGGGGGCGCCCCCUCGCCCCGCUAUUAAAUGUGUGUCUGAUUUCUUUUCGAACGUAUUGUGAAAAGAGCAGCAACGUAAUAACUGUAGUAACUGAAAGUGGGAAAGUUGUGACGUUUGUGCGUGUACACCCAAUUUUUUUUUCCAAAAUUUUCGGUACAUCCCGAGUUACACCCCUUCAAAGUUGGCCUGUUUUUUCCCCGGUCGGCGGCAGAGGAGGGGGCGGAGUCUCGCCUGCAAGUCCGCCCGGCGGACUCCGCCGCACGCGUUUUUCGCCUCUGUUUGGUGGCUGAAACCAAAGAGGCAACAUAUAUAUUGAAGAAAAAUUAUGUUCUAAAAAAGCAAAUCAUCUUUCAAGGUCAAAAGUUUCGAACCCGACACCUCCAGACUGCCGAGUGAGCACUCUGCCACUGCGCUAAUCGGGCGAAGGCGCGCCGACCGCCAAUGGCGUCGAAAAGUUCGGUGUGCGCGGCCCCCCUUCUAAUGGUGAAAUUAGUGCUUUUGCGGGCUGAAAUCCAAAACAUGGAUUUCAUGUUUCAUGUUCAUGUUGGAAAACAUGGAAAACAUGGAUAGCGUGGAUUGGUCGGAAAUUUUAUGCUGAAUCCGAUGGUGUAAAAAUUGGCCGCGUGUACGGUACUUCUGACCCUCAAAUCCCCCGAAAACUAAAAUUUUGACCAAACAAGCGGAAAUCGGGAGAAAAUUCGUCAGGCCACGCCCCCUCCUUUGCGCCCCCUAACUAUAGGAAUAAAAAAACAUAACAAAAAUUAUAUGUACUGUGUUUUUUUCCUUGUAUAGAACAGACGUAUUUAUUUAUCAAAUGUUGGAAAUCCCAGAAUACUGCUGAAAAAUACCCGUUUUUUGAAAAAUUUAGCUUUAUCCACGGCGUGGGGGCGCCCCACAAAUGGGGCGAGGGGGCGCCCCCGCGCCUCACCCGCGGGGCGAAGGGGCGCCCCCUCGCCCCAUUUGUGGGGCGCCCCGCCGAAGCGGGGCGCCUCGUUGCCAACCCUACUCUCCACUGACGCAAUUGACUGGAACAUUCUCUCCGACGUUAAGAUGACUGAGGAAGACACGACGUCUGCUGGCAGAAUCUACAUAAAAUACAUUUUUGUGGAACUCGUCGAAGCGAUGGGAAUGAUCAAGCUGCACAAUCGAGUGACCGACCCGUAAGAGAUCCCUUCCGUCGCCUUCCAGUUUUCUGUUUUUCUUUUCAGAACCUUGGCACAUUGCUUCGCUGGACUUUUCCCACGUGCCAAUCCACAAAGUGCGAGGUUCUCCAUCAAUUUCUUUGCAAUGAUCGGACUUGGAGGACUGACGUAAUUCAUUCAGAAUGCUUAACCAUACAUAACAUUGCAACCAUUAUAGACUGGAACUUCGCGAGUGGCUCGGGAAGCGGCUCAAAACGAAGAAAGAAGUGAUUGAUGAGAUGAAGCAAAACGACGCUUCAUCGUCGUCGUCUGAUUCUUCCUCCGCCUGUUCUGACUCUUCGGAUUCUGAUGACAAAUCACCCGAUUCGUCAUCCUCCUCUCACUCGGACUCUUCUGUCGAACCCAAGAAAAAGAAGAAGAAGCUGGAUGUUGACGCGAAGAAAUCCCUAAAAAGAAAGGAGAAUGACGGAAAGAGCCGAGGAGGCGAGAAGGAAAUGAGACGCAGAGAGGAGAAGCCUCUGCCGCGACGAUCUGACGAUCGAAGAUGA